GGCUUGGCGGGGGUUGUUUUUACCCUGGCCGCGGUGCCUGGCGUUCUGCAGGAGCUGCUUCGCGUGGAGACGUGAGGUGGUGUGGACAGGGUCUCUUGCGGCGCAAGGGAACCAGGACGACCGGAGGGGAGCAGGGAGCGGGCGAGCGAGCCCAUAGCCGUCAGCCCCCGUGAUGUCAGCGCAAUGCUGUGCAGGCCAGCUGGCCUGCUGCUGUGGGUCUGCUGGCUGCUCCCUCUGCUGUGGCUGCUGCCCCAAAAUCCGGCAGUCGCGGAGCACGCGCUUCAUGUACGCGCUCUACUUCAUUCUAGUCGCCGUCCUCUGCUGCAUCAUGAUGUCAGAAACUGUGGCUAAUGAGAUGAAAGAGCACGUGCCAAGCACUGUGAAGCACUGUGUGAGGUGCAGGGGAUGUAAGUAUGCUCCUAACAUAGUCAUCGUCCUUACUGAACUGACCUUCAGGCGGGGGGCGAAGAGAACAGUUUGGUUAAUCAUGUACACUCCAAUCACCUCAUUUCCUUUUGGAUGGUCUUCUUUUGCAGCCUGGCGCUAUGUGGGCGCCAUCGGAGGCUUCUUCUUUAUAGGCAUCCAGCUUAUCUUGCUUGUGGAGUUUGCACAUAAAUGGAACAAGAACUGGACUGCAGGCACAGCCCACAACAAGCUGUGGCACGCCUCUCUGGCCCUGAUGACACUUAUCAUGUACUCCGUUGCCACUGGAGGCUUGAUUUUGAUGGCAGUGUUUUAUACACAGAACGAUGGCUGCCUGGAAAACAAAAUUCUCCUGGGGGUAAAUGGAGGCUUAUGCCUGCUUAUUUCAGUGGUAGCCAUCUCUCCCUGUGUCCAAAAUCGACAGCCACACUCUGGGUUGCUGCAGUCAGGUCUCAUAAGCUGCUAUGUGACAUAUCUCACUUUCUCAGCUCUGUCCAGCAAACCUGUAGAAGUGGUUCUAGAUGAACAUGGGAAGAACGUUACCAUCUGUGUGCCUGACUUUGGUCAAGACCUGUACAGAGACAAAAACUUGGUUACUGGCCUGGGCACCACUCUCUUGUUUGUGUGCAUCUUAUAUUCAUGUUUGACAUCGACAACAAGGUCAAGUUCUGAUGCUCUGCAGGGACGAUAUGCAGCUCCUGAACUGGAAGUUGCUCGGUGCUGUUUUUGCUUCGGCCCCAAUGGAGAGGACACUGAAGAGCAGCAGAACAUGAAGGAGGGACCACGGGUCAUUUACGAUGAGAAGAGAGGCACCGUCUAUAGCUAUUCCUAUUUCCACUUCGUUUUCUUCUUGGCUUCCCUCUAUGUGAUGAUGACUGUCACCAGCUGGUUCAACUAUGAAAGUGCCAACAUUGAAACCUUCUUCAGUGGGAGCUGGUCUAUCUUCUGGGUCAAGAUGACCUCCUGUUGGAUUUGUGUGCUGUUGUACCUGUGGACACUGGUUGCUCCACUCUGCUGUCCCUCCCGGCAGUUCUCUGUGUGAGGAUCUGAGCAGACCCCUUGGUUCAGCAGGCCUGGAGGCUGCACAGGGUAGCCUUUGAACAAGUGGCCCAGGGAUCUGAGCAGUGAUUGGUGCUUUGUGCAAAGCUGGCAUCCCCUGUCUCACUUGAGUGGACCUGAAAGGCUUUUUAAUUCUGAAAUUCAAACAGCAUACCAAUUUAUCUCAAAAGAAUUGAAAUUUCAAUCAAACUGAUCCUGAGAGAUAAUACAUUUUACAUGUGUCUUACCCCUAAGAACUGGAAUAAUAGGCUAGAAUUUUCUGUCUGCAUGUUUUUUACCAAAACAGAGUUUGGGCAUGCCAUCUUAGCAUAAAAACUUACCUUCUGUGGUCUAUCAUUCUUACCCUUGGAAUAGAAGAACACACCAAAAUCAUGAGCCCUCAGCCCCUGAGAGAGUGCAGACUCCUCAUCUUCAGUGGGCUCUGUGGACAGCCCUCACUCAGCCUGCAGGACCCCGCUCACAGUUCCUUGGUAUUUAUAGGGUACAGCAGGAAGCACCUGCUUUCUACUCUACCCUGUGCUAUUUCCUCCUGGCCCCAAACAUUUCCCUUAGAAGCUGUGGUGCUGGGAGUCACAGACUUCACUUUCUGCCCUUGCCCUUCCCGAAGGUCCCCUCACCCUUCUGGGUUUGGCACCUUUGCAAUGUGAAAAAGCACAAUUUGCCAUCCACCCGUGUGGUCCUCCACCGUAUAUUCACUACCUGUCUGAGUGACUGCGAUAAUCAUGACUCUUCUUUGUGGUAUAAUUCAUAUGAUUAUAGAACAGUAUUCAUGUUGUGUCCUUUGCCUAAGCAGUGGAGGGCUAUAGUUCUUACUUGUUUGUGUAGUAGAUUAUAAUUAAUACUUCAGGACCUUGCCUGAAAAGUUGCUUCUUGACUGAAGCCUGCUGCAUCCCUCUUUCAGUUAUUAAAGUCAGCCAGUUUCUCUCCCACCUCGAGGCCUUCAAAUUAUAAAAGCAGAAGGGCUUUUGUUUUCCAGAUCUGUAAUGUGACCACACUGCUGAUGUCCGUUAUGGUUUUUUGGAGUAGAUUUGUGAGGUGAGGAUUCCCAGCAGCUCUGAAACUGCACUGACUAGAUAAGGCCUAUUAUACACAUUGUAAAUAUGGCCAAAUAGUACUUACAGGAGAAGGUGGGUGGUGGGGCUAUUUAAUUAAGCCAUAAAAAAUCAUCCACAGAAACUUUCUAAAUAUAUAUUGUAAAUUGUAACAUUCAUAAUAGAUUUGACUUUAGGUGGCUGCCCAAGAAGAUACCCAUUUUCAGUGUUGAGGUUCUCAGGAAGAGUUCUCUCAGUGAAAAGUCCACUAGAGCCCCCAGUGGACACAAUGGUGAGGAUGCUCCUGCUAGUAUUUCAUGCAGGAUGCAAAGAAUCCUCCCCAGCUCCCUGGCAAAGGUGGUGUGAAAAUGAAAAGACCUGGCCCGCACUGUCUGUGCCCUACUGAAUGGGUUGGGCAGAAUUGGGUCCCACCUAAGCUGGGCUCCAAUGUGCCAAAAUGCUGGUGUGGGGAGGUCAGAUUCUUCAUUCUUUCAUUUUUGGAAGGACCCAAGAAAACAAAGGGGGGACGAUAAAUACAACUGACAAAUUCCUCUAGGAACUUGCCUUAUUUAUAACAUUUGUGAUUCCUUUUAAAAGGCACUCACUCAUUUUGUGUCUGUGUGAAAGCCUUUGUUUUGUGAACUUCAUCAAAUUGCUUUUUUGAGGCCAGGAGCUCUUGGAGCUCUGCAAUUGAAAGAUCACUGGAGUCCCAGGAUGAAUAGCCACCACUCAGCCUGUUCAGCUUGUGCGUGUGGGAGCCCUGCAGGUCAGCCAACUGGGUGAGGGGAUGGGGAUGUGUGGGCAGGGGCCCCUGCAGUGGCUGGAGUGGGGCCAGGGGCUCUGGGUAAGCUGAGGUUGGCUUUAGGAAAGACCCAAGGAGAGACCGAUCAAGAGCCAGGAUGGUAUUGGCUAGCUUCAUGUUUGGCCUCAGCAGCCAGCUGUGUGGCUUUUAGGACUGGACCCAGGUCAAGAUCUAACCGACAAGGCUGUGUUCCAUGGCUGCCCUUUGUUGGUGCCCUGCCCCUGUAGAACGAAGCUCAGGGAAACAUCCAGGAGGUUGUUCAUGCCAGUAGCAGGGCCCUCAGAGCCUCCGUUUCAGCCCACCCAGUUUCCCAGCUGCGUAAGUCAUGGUUUGGGGCCUAAAGUUCCUUUGUUGAAUUUGGUCUGACAUAAGAGGAAGAGUUACAGUCACUGAUUUUUAUUCUCAAAAUUGAAUCUGAAUGAUGGAAAGAGAUGUGGUUAGACUCUGAGGACUAAGGGCAUAUGCAUAAGUUGAUUUCAAUGAUUGUUAUAAUAAACAAUACUCAGGUGAUGAGUCAACUUUCAUGGAUUUAAAGAACCUACAUUUUUGUUCUAUUGUGAUUUAAGAAACUGGAAAUAUGGUGCCAACUGCUUUGAGUUGUUCUAAUGACAGUGUUCCCAUAAUACAUUGACGGAUACCUUUGUUAAACAAUAGACUUGUGUUUCCUAUAACUUUUCAUACAUGAUUUAAAAAGUGCAUUCCCAGAAGCUGCUGGUCAGACUCCUUAGCAUGGAAGCUGAAGAUUUUUUAAAACUGUGUGUGUAUUUCCCCUGUGCUAUUCAUCUGACUUGGAAAUUUCCCCCCGCCACCCCCUUCAUUUUCAUGAA
Manis javanica (Malayan pangolin) is the source of this 4142-nucleotide messenger RNA. The record is from RefSeq and is a predicted model, not a curated record. NCBI's taxonomy places the organism in Eukaryota, Metazoa, Chordata, Mammalia, Pholidota, Manidae.